AUGGCUCUCUUGGUCAGCAUUUUGUACUUCUUGGUGCUCUCCUGCUGCCUGGAGGCUACAGCAGCCCGAAAUUAUGAGAACACCCUAACAGUGGAAAAUGGAGGACCAAGGGGAAAUUGGGGUGCCAUCGAAUUGUGCCCUGAAGGUUAUGCUCGUGGAUUCGCACUCAAGGUACAGGAACGCCAGGGUAUAUUGCGUGAUGAUACAGCUCUGAAUGGCAUUCGCCUUUACUGCACUAAUGGUGAAGUCAUUGAGUCAAAAACUGGACCGUGGGGAGAAUGGACAGAGGCUAAGUAUUGUCCCAAAAGGAACUUAAUCUCCUUCACUCUGAGAGUGGACAAACGCCGAGGGUUUGGUCAUGAUAAUAAAGCAGCUGUCAAUGUCCGGUUCAUCUGUCAAGGUGGACAAGUUCUGACAGGCAACUCAUAUAAAUCAGGUGAUUUUGGCCCAUGGAGUGAUCGCUGUAGCUCUAGCUCCAUAUGUGGGCUUCAGACAAAGGUAGAGGACCAACAAGGUAGUGGUGAUGAAUCCGCACUUAAUGAUGUAAGAUUUUUCUGUUGUUCCUGA
This is a messenger RNA of Hemicordylus capensis (graceful crag lizard), 567 nucleotides long. Its product is annotated as vitelline membrane outer layer protein 1-like. The transcript is spliced from 3 exons. Lineage: Eukaryota; Metazoa; Chordata; Lepidosauria; Squamata; Cordylidae. The coding region runs from base 1 to 567 and encodes 188 amino acids. The record is from RefSeq and is a predicted model, not a curated record.